AUGCUCCUCCUGUGGUUUUCCAAGUUAGGACUGUUGUUGCUCUGCUCGACCUUGGUCGCUGCGAGAACGCGCGAUGGUCGUAUGAACGGCAAUGUGCGGCCCAUACCUGGUGUGCCCAGGAUCGAGGUUUUGGAAGGACCGGUGACCAGCCGCAAUGGAACUACCAUUCCUCCGUACAACACGACGUAUUACUUCCAGCAACUGAUUGACCAUAACAACCCAAGCGCUGGCACUUUCACCCAGCGUUACUGGCAUACAUGGGAGUUUUACGAGAAAGGAGGGCCAAUUAUACUCAUGACCCCGUGGGUGUUCAUUGACCACCUCGCCGCCGAUGGCUAUUACGGAUAUUUGACGAAUAGGACCAUCAACGGGCUUAUCGCGCAGCAAAGUAACGGUGCCACCAUCGUUCUCGAGCAUCGUUUCUACGGCUUGUCCAACCCCAGACCCGACCUCAGCGUCAAGAGUCUCCAACUGCACACCAUUGCCCAAGCCAUCCAGGAUCUGAAAUACUUUGCCGAGAACGUGGACCUGCCCAUGCCCGGUGGCAACGCAGUUAAGCCAGACACCACGCCCUGGAUUCUAGCUGGCGGUAGCUAUGCUGGCGCUUUGACCAGUUUCACGAAGGCUACCAUCGACACGUUCUUCAUUGGAUAUGCAUCAUCUGCUGUGGUACAGAAUAUCGUCGAUUUCUGGGGUUACUUCGAACCUAUCCGACAGAACAUGCCGAAGAACUGCAGCGCAGAUGUGCAGGCAGCGAUAACGCAUAUCGAUAAGGUGCUCACUGCGGGAUCGAACAGUUCCAUCCAAUCGUUAAAGGCCACGUUCGGCUUGGAAGCCGUCAAGCACAACGAUGACGCCGCAGGCGCUCUUCGCAAUAAUCUUUGGGACUGGCAAGCCCUGCAACCCGAUUCGGGUCCAGGAACGCAGUUCACUGAGUUCUGCGACGCUUUGGAGGUCAAGAAUGGGAAAAAUGCACCUGCUUCCGGGUGGGGCACCAGCCAUGCUAUAUCAGCCUGGGGAUCAUACUUCAAGAACACGUACCUCCCGCUUGUUUGUGGAGAUGAUGAUAGAGAUGACUGCCUGGGCACGUACAACACUAGCCAGUCAUACUGGACCGACACCAGUAUCAACAACUCGGGACGUUCGUGGCAGUGGAUUGUUUGCAACGAGGUCGGAUUCUUCCAGGAUAGCGCCCCGGUCGGCACCCCGAGCCUGGUGUCAAGACUGAUACAGCCCGCGUAUGAUUCACGACAGUGCCAACAGAUGUUCCCAAAGGCAUUCAGAAAGCCACCCGUCCCGAACGUCGCCAAGACCAAUGCACUUUACAAGGGGUGGAAUGUCACGGAACCCAGAUUGUUCUUUGCCACCGGUAGUCGCGACCCAUGGAGGGAGGCGACGAAGUCCGCAGACAACACGGACUUCAAGAGCACAACUGCGCAGCCGAUCGCCGAGAGCGAUGGCUUCCAUUGCUCCGAUUUGUUGACUUCCGAGGGGCAGGCGGAUGCUACUAUAGCCGCUGUGCAACAAAAGGCCCUGGCCAGCAUCAAGGUCUGGCUCACCGAGUGGCCGAGCCACAAAAAGGGUAAACGGGACGCAGUCUCUCCCAAAGCGGCCAGCAGCAAACCCAUCAAUGCCUGGAUGAAGAGCUUCGGCUCAGCAUAA
Punctularia strigosozonata HHB-11173 SS5 is the source of this 1662-nucleotide messenger RNA. RefSeq lists its product as uncharacterized. Gene Ontology annotation, biological process: proteolysis. The transcript is spliced from 13 exons. NCBI's taxonomy places the organism in Eukaryota, Fungi, Basidiomycota, Agaricomycetes, Corticiales, Punctulariaceae. The coding region runs from base 1 to 1662 and encodes 553 amino acids. The record is from RefSeq and is a predicted model, not a curated record. Gene Ontology annotation, molecular function: serine-type exopeptidase activity; dipeptidyl-peptidase activity.